Messenger RNA from Prosopis cineraria, 1466 nucleotides. Its product is annotated as probable WRKY transcription factor 65. The coding region runs from base 269 to 1081 and encodes 270 amino acids. Gene Ontology annotation, molecular function: transcription cis-regulatory region binding; DNA-binding transcription factor activity. NCBI's taxonomy places the organism in Eukaryota, Viridiplantae, Streptophyta, Magnoliopsida, Fabales, Fabaceae. The transcript is spliced from 3 exons. Gene Ontology annotation, cellular component: nucleus. Gene Ontology annotation, biological process: regulation of DNA-templated transcription. The record is from RefSeq and is a predicted model, not a curated record.
GAUGAGGUAUUUGCACGCACGUCCUCUAAUAAACAAAGGCCAGAGAGCUUACCGAGCCAAGCUGUCCAACGUGAAAGCCCCUGUUUUAAAGGGCAUUCCCUAUUUCUCUUACCUCCUCCCUCCUCUUCUUCUUCACUGUGCUAACCUCUUUUCCAUGCUCUAGCUAGCCACAAUCACCAUCUUCAUCGUAUCAUAUCAUAGUGCUUUGUAGUGGGAUCGAAGAGUCAAGAUUAAUUAACUCAUCCAGUUUGAAGAAUUGUUCCAAGAUAUGGACAGUAGGUUCAACAGCCGCAGCCUAAAUAUCAGUGAGCAAGAUGAUACAGAUAUAGCUCAAGAAAAUGUUGCAGAGUCACCUCCUUCCGCGGUCUUUAAUAUCAAUACCCUCGUCCCUUCUACGUCUUCCCCGAAAAGAAGCAGGCGAGCCAUACAGAAGAGGGUGGUGCAAAUUCCGAUCAAGGAAGUAGAAGGAUCUCGGCUUAAAGGGGAGAACAAUACUCCGCCGUCCGAUUCCUGGGCUUGGAGAAAGUACGGCCAAAAACCCAUCAAAGGUUCGCCUUACCCCAGAGGAUACUAUCGAUGCAGCAGUUCCAAAGGAUGCCCGGCAAGAAAACAAGUGGAAAGGAGCCGCGUGGACCCCAGCAUGAUCGUCGUGACCUACUCUUGCGAGCACAAUCACCCUUGGCCGGCUUCUCGAAAUCAUCACCACAACAAAUCCGCCUCCAGCAAAGCCGUCGCCCCAGCCGAACUCAUCGAGGCCCCGGCCGAGCAGGAACAGGAGUCCGAGGAGAAGUUCGGGGACCUCGGGGACGGGUCAUUGAUGAGCACGCCGGACGAGUUGGGGUGGUUCGGCGAAAUGCAGAGGACGGCAACGACGUCGUCGGCGGUCCUGGAAAGUGCAAUCCUGACGGGGGAUGACGCGGACGUGGCGUCAAUGUUCUUGCCGAUGAGGGAGGAGGACGAGCUUCUGUUCGCUGACCUGGGGGAGCUGCCGGAGUGCUCGGUGGUGUUCCGGCGAGUGGGGAUGGAAAGGGAGGAGGAGAGGCGGCGGUGCGCGGCGCCUUGGUGUGGGACCACAAGUUGAGGUGGGGAAGAAGUUUUGCUGUUUGACACGUUUUCUCGAUGGAGCCAGACACAGAGAAGGGGGGUUGGUACUGGCAUCGUGGCCCACAAGAUACAAAAACUUUUAGAUACGUUUUUUUUUGUUUUUUUGUGGGGAAAUAGGAUGGGAUUGGUGACUUUAAUUGGCUUGACCCAUGGAUUCAGCUUUGAGUAACAAGAAAAUGAAAAAAAAAAAAAAAAACAGACAAGUGGAUGAGAAAGGCGGGGCCGUGGUGGUGGUGGGGUUGGGGGAGCUCUGUCCCAACGUGGGUGUAAUUAGCAUCAUCACCUUUGGCCUUCCUUCUUUUAAAUUUGACAGCUGGCAUUUUCUCUCCUUUUACGUAUAUAUUUUAUUAUUAUUAUUAUUA